GAUGCAAGGCCAUGUCAGCUCCUACCAAAGAUUCCUACUCAUGCUCGGGGCACAUAAGUAAGGUAAGGAACUACGGACUGAGAGGAACAUCGAUCAGCUUCCCCAAGUUCUCGUCAACAAGAUCACCAUCCCAAGAGUAGAUACCUGCAAGAAGUCUGUCCACUGAACCUGUGAAUUUACACCUGAGACUUUGAUCUGUUUUCACAGUGUCACUUUUGGGUCACGGAAGGAUGCUGGCUGUGGUCCGUGCACUCACAGAAACUAUAAACCAUCUUUGAGGAAGGACUCAGUCUACCUGAAGAGUGUGUUGAAGGGAAAAGUAAAACAAAGUCGUGGAACUGCAAGAAGAGGAUGAAAUGGAUGAAGAAAAAGAGAAGAAAACCAUGUCUCAGCCCCAGAGCAAAAUGAAGGACCGGCUGGCCGAACUUCUGGAGGUAACCAAGAACUAUGACCAGCAGUUCCCAGACGGGGACGACGAAUUUGACCCGCCCCGUGAGGACAUCGUGUUCGAGACGGACCACAUCCUGCAGUCCUUGUACGGAAACAUCCAGGACCUUCAGGAUGAAAACCAGCAGCUGAUGACCGACGUGAAGCGGCUGGGGAAGCAGAACGCCCGCUUCCUCACGUCCGUGCGGCGCCUCAGCAGCAUCAAGCGGGACACCAACACGAUCGCCAAGGACAUCAAGGCGCGGGGCGAGAACAUCCACCGCAAGCUGUGCGCGAUGAAGGCACUGAGCGAGGAGGCCGAGGCCCAGCACGGCGCGCACUCGGCGGUGGCGCGCAUCGCGCGCGCGCAGUACAGCGCCCUCAUGCGCACCUUCCAGCGCGCCAUGUACGAGUACAACCAGGCCGAGAUGAAGCAGCGCGACAACUGCAAGAUCCGCAUCCAGCGCCAGCUGGAGAUCAUGGGCAAGGACGUCUCCGGCGACCAGAUCGAGGACAUGUUCGAGCAGGGCAAGUGGGACGUGUUCUCCGAGAACUUGCUGGCCGACGUGAAGGGCGCGCGGGCGGCCCUCAACGAGAUCGAGAGCCGCCACCGCGAGCUGCUGCGGCUGGAGAACCGCAUCCGCGACGUGCACGAGCUCUUCUUGCGGAUGGCGGUGCUGGUGGAAGAGCAGGCCGACACGCUGAACGUCAUCGAGCUCAACGUGCAGAAGACCGUCGACUACACCGGCCAGGCCAAGGUGCAGGUGCGCAAAGCCGUGCAGCACACCAAGAAAAAGCCCUGCCGGACCGUCUGCUGCUUCUGCUGCCCCUGCCUCAACUAGCAGGUCGGCCCCGGCCACCACACCACACCGCCGACCGAAAUGGCUGGGAAGCACACUGGGGGAGAUUUGGGGGCCCUCUGCACCGGCGUGAGUUGCCCCAAUCCUUCUGGACCUCUGUCCUCAGAGGAGGAAAAAAUCUUGAGGUGCGAGAAUUCCAGCCCAGCUUGUGUUUGGCAGGAUGGCUGAUGCCAUCCAGUGUUUCUUCAGUAAAGCAGAUCCCUACUGAAGUUGGGUGAGGUCAUUAUAUGGCACAUGGCACGCUUUUCCUCUUAACGGAAGCCAAAUAAGGAACUGACGUUGCAGCUUACCGUGUAGGCUAAAUGUCCAAGGCACGAACGCUUCCUAAUGAAACUCUAGGAGGAAGUCGGUUCUGCAUCGGCUGGUGAUGCGGCUGGUGAUGGCAUGAACUCAUUGUCGAAACUUAAAAUUCAUUUACCUUAUCCUGAAAGUCCCUUGGUUCUGUCCAGUUUCACAGGACAUCGAUCUUGGGGAAAACCGUACAUCUUUCAUUUCUGAUUCUUCGUCUGGUUUAUCCUGUGCGGUUCCUGCCUAGAUGUAGAUCUUCUUUCUGUCCACCUUCUCUACUUAUUAAAAUCAUAUUUAACACUCAUUAUUUCCUUAUGUUUUUCACUUUUAAUAUCUCCUGUCAGGAUAUAUUUUGGAUAUUUUUAAGCACUGAGUUUUGAACAGGCACUCAAAUGGAAGUAUGUAUCACUCACAUUUUAUAUAUUUUUCAUAAAUAAUUUAAAACGUAUCUUUUUACUUGAUAAUACAAAUACACAUAAAUAUAUAAAUGUAAAGGACUAAUAUUAAUGCGUGUACACAAUGACCUAUUAGUUUAACUUGACUUUUGUAAAUAUGGUCUAUAAGUAUCCAGAGCAGCACUUUUACUGGUCGUUGGUAUUGGUUUGCUUGCUUGAGUUUACCUGACUCCCAUCUCUGUGAUCUAGUUUGUGUCACAAUUUUCUUUUGAACCCCUCUGCGUUGGUUAUGGUGGUAGAGACAGGCAUCAAAGGCUAAAAUGCAUACAGAACUACAGAUAAUAAAACAACAUUCUUGAAACUAUUACUUUUGUUUUACUGUGGACCAUUUCUUUUGUGUACUGAAAUGGAGUAACUUAAAAUAAAAUAAUCUUUUUUCAAUUUAGUUUAAUAAACAUUACAUUAUAAUAA
Prionailurus viverrinus (fishing cat) is the source of this 2440-nucleotide messenger RNA. It is a transcript of the gene STX11, whose product is annotated as syntaxin 11. NCBI's taxonomy places the organism in Eukaryota, Metazoa, Chordata, Mammalia, Carnivora, Felidae. Gene Ontology annotation, biological process: intracellular protein transport; exocytosis; synaptic vesicle fusion to presynaptic active zone membrane. The record is from RefSeq and is a predicted model, not a curated record. The transcript is spliced from 3 exons. The coding region runs from base 357 to 1268 and encodes 303 amino acids. Gene Ontology annotation, cellular component: plasma membrane; endomembrane system; SNARE complex. Gene Ontology annotation, molecular function: SNAP receptor activity; SNARE binding.